Messenger RNA from Musca domestica (house fly), 3249 nucleotides. It is a transcript of the gene CalpC, whose product is annotated as calpain-C. Gene Ontology annotation, molecular function: calcium ion binding; calcium-dependent cysteine-type endopeptidase activity. Bases 838 to 2871 code for a protein of 677 amino acids. Gene Ontology annotation, biological process: proteolysis. The record is from RefSeq and is a predicted model, not a curated record. Gene Ontology annotation, cellular component: cytoplasm. The transcript is spliced from 2 exons. Lineage: Eukaryota; Metazoa; Arthropoda; Insecta; Diptera; Muscidae.
ACAAUUAAAACAUUCCACAUAUCUGGUUGAUGUUUGGUGUUUCCAUUCAGGUGGCUACCAUCGAUGCAGCCUAACUUGCUUUAGUUUCUUACGUUGUCGUGGUCGUCGAUAUCGUGUUAUUGUCGUCGUCGUCGUUGUCUUCUACUACUAUUUGCGUGUGCGCUGCGCUAUUAUUUUUCAUUCAGUUUUAUUUUCUUAUAACUUUCACUUUGUUGUACUGCCAGCCAGCCAGCCAGCAAGCCAUCCAGCUAUUAGCCACUAUAACUGGUGGUGCUACCCAUGAUAGUGGUUGUGUGAAAUUUUGGGUUUGUUGUUUUCUCAAAAAAUUUUCCCAAAACAAGGUCAUUUCAAAAUAAGAAAAAAAUAAAACAAACUACCUGUGAAGAAAAAAUAGUACGUGAUCGGAAAAUCUAAUAAGAAGUUCAUACUUCAAAUUGGAAUAUGCCACGAAAAGAAAGAAUAUAGUUUUGCUUUUGGAUAUUUGUCAAAGUGUGAAUAGAAAAGAUAGAGAAUAAUGAAGAGAAUGGUGGACGAUUAAUGGCAAUAACAUAGUCUGGAUUUAGUGGUCAAAGUGUGAAGAGUGCGUUGAGUUUUUAAAGGCUAUCCGAGCAUCUAUCUUUGAUGGAGUUUUAAAGUGAAAACAAAGAAUUUAUUGCGUACACGCGUCAAAAUCACGCCCACCGUUCCGUUUUUUUUAUAGCCAAAACAAGCGAACUUCUUUUUAUUUGCAAUCUUGGUGCUCGUUAUCGUUGUCGUGGUCGUGGUCGUGGUGGUGGUGGUCGUUGAUGUUGUUGUUACCUUUGGACGGCAAAUCUUAAAAACCAACACGAAGAGAAUAUGACGUCAAAAUAUGAACGCAUUAAAAACGAAUGUCGUGCUCGCAACACUCUGUGGGAAGACCCCGAUUUUCCUGCGGUGCAAACAUCUGUAUUCUAUUACCAAACCCCACCGUUUACCUUCCAGUGGCGUCGCAUCUCUGAAAUAGCCGACAUCAAAAAUGCCUGCUUUGUCAAUGAGUCGGAAAAUUUCGAUGUCAUACCCGGAAAAAUGGGUGAUCGUUGGCUGGUUUCCUGUCUAAGUGUUUUGCACUCGCUGCGCAAUCUAUUCUAUCGUGUGGUACCAGCCGAUCAAUCUCUGGACAAGGCCAAUGGUGUUUUCCGUUUUCGUCUGUGGUGGUGCGGUGAAUGGGUUGAGGUGCUGGUGGACGAUCGUUUGCCCACCAUAAAUGGCCGUCUGGCAUUUCUGCAGCCACAGACUUCCAAUUGCUAUUGGGCCUCGCUGCUGGAAAAGGCCAUAGCAAAGUUACACGGUUCUUAUGAGGCCUUGAAAUACGGCACACGUUCGGAUGGCUUGAGUGAUCUAUUGGGUGGUAUUGUCGAAUGUAUACCCAUUAAGGCGAACAGUACCACAGAACUAAUACGGCCGCAACAGCUGAAAUCUCUAUUGGACACAACCUGCAUUAUAACGUGCAUAGCAGCAACAAGUGCAGUAACCCAGCAUAAAAAUACUCCGGAACGUUUGCCAAAUGGCAUAACGCUAAAUGUGAACUAUAGACUGUGCUCUCUGGACAAAGUUGAAACUUUACUCGGUGAUGCUGUCCAGUUGGUGCGUAUCAAAGAUCCACUUACAUGCAAUGCCUUUGCAAACAGCAAUGACUAUGAGGGAGAUUGGUCUGGUCUCUCGGCGACAUGGGAACGUGUUUCGGUACAGGAGCGUGAUCGUUUAUUUGGCCAACUGGAUGUUGGAGAGUUUUGGAUGUCAUUUUUAGAUUUUACACAGACCUUUUCGAGUUUAGAAGUCAUAUACUUAGAUGUCGACACGGCGAAGGAUGAGCUAUCGCUACAGGACCGGCCCAAACGUUGGCAAAUGAAAAUGUUCCAGGGUCAGUGGAAACGUGGUGUCACUGCCGGUGGCUGUCGCAAUCACGAAUCGUUUCACAUCAAUCCCCAAUUGCUGCUGAACAUACCCGAGAAACAGGAAAUUGUGGUGGCUCUGAAUCAACACACAGCCGUAGAACCAAAAGUCAUAGGCUUUACAGUGUACAAAAUGAGUGGUAUUGCCGGUUCAAAGGUCAAUCAAAAAAUCACCGAAAGUUUACCCAAAGAUUUUUUCAAAACACAUGUGAGUUUCUUGAAUUCGGAUUAUGGCAAUACAAGGCAUGUCACCUGCAAAUGCCAACUGGAGGUGGGUCAAUAUGUGUUAAUGCCGACAACCUAUGAACCCGGUGAAGAAUCUGGUUUUACGGUGCGCAUAUUGGGUACACUGCCGUUGCGUUUAUCCCUGCUAGAAACCCAGACUCUUAUGUUGUUGGAUCCAUUUCCGGUGCUUAAAAAUGAAGCUGAUUCUUUGAAAAUCAAAAAUGUCUGCCAAUAUGAACCGGUAUUCAUGCAAUUGGCCGAUGAGAAUAAGACCAUCAACUGUUUUGAACUUCAUGAACUGCUGGACGCCUGUCUGCCGAAUGACUAUAUCAAAGGUUGUGCAAAUGUGGAUAUUUGUCGACAGGUGAUUGCUCUACAGGAUAAAACCGGAACUGGACGCAUUAAUUUCUUACAAUUUAAAACAUUUAUGGUCAACCUGAAGACAUGGCAAGGCGUUUUUAAGAUGUACACCAAAGAAAAGGCCGGCAUUCUACGUGCUGAACGUCUGCGCGAUGCCCUCUACGAUGUGGGUUUCCAGCUGAGCACGGAUAUUAUGAAUUGUAUAAUGCAACGUUUUAUACGUAAGGAUGGCACACUGCGUCUAAGUGAUUUCGCCUCGGCGGUGCUACAUUUGACGGCGGCUUUUGAUUACUUCCAGCGCAAGGAUCACAAUCAGGAUAAUGUCAUUGAAAUUGAAAUGUCGGAUUGGAUAAAAUGUGUGUUGCGUUGUUAACAGUUGGAACAGUUGGAUGUUGAAUCCUUACAGCCACCACCAGCAAUUGUAUUCUACAUCAAUUGGGAGAGUCGAGAGAGUAGCUAAAGAUCUUUAAAAAAACACAAAAAAAAUAACAAAUACAGUUUUAGUCUAAUUUACAUUAUUUUUUAGUUUAAGUUCUAAAAUCUAUUUCACUGUUUUUUACUCUUUUAUAUAAUUAUUAUAUUUGUUCGUCUUCACUUCAUUACCUUGUGUGCUAUAUUUAGAAAUUAGUUUAAUUUAGAUUUAAAAACAAAUCACGUCUUUACAAAAUAUUUACAAAAGCCAGUGCUAAGUCCCCCAAUGUUGUCCCAUAUAUACCUAAUUUUUUUUAAAAUAAAAUUAAUUGAAAAUAAA